Messenger RNA from Pisolithus orientalis, 1135 nucleotides. RefSeq names its product PI31 proteasome regulator N-terminal-domain-containing protein. The record is from RefSeq and is a predicted model, not a curated record. NCBI's taxonomy places the organism in Eukaryota, Fungi, Basidiomycota, Agaricomycetes, Boletales, Pisolithaceae. The transcript has 4 exons. The coding region runs from base 33 to 1001 and encodes 322 amino acids. Gene Ontology annotation, biological process: proteasome-mediated ubiquitin-dependent protein catabolic process. Gene Ontology annotation, molecular function: proteasome binding; endopeptidase inhibitor activity.
GCCCCUUUUUCCCUUCCUGCAUCACGACGACCAUGGCCAACAACAUCUUGGAUCCAGCGGCACUCCUCCGCCAGCUCCCAGAUUUACUUCCACAGUCCAACAAAACAUUAACGUCUGCACAUGAUGCCAUCUCUGUCCUUAUCCAUACUGCAUUCACUACGCUUGGUUUUCGUCUUGUUGCCACGGAUGACGUGUCUCCCGCCAGUCCCCAUCCCAACAGCGUCCUUCCAGACGACUGGAACACAAAGGGGCUCGUAGACCGCACAUUCAGAUACAAACAUGAACAGAGUAGUCUUGAAUUUCUUGUAAAGGUCAUAAAGUUGGGUCAGCGCACCCUGAUUAACGCCAUCGCUGUCGAAAGUGAUAAAUCCGCUUCGUUAGACAUAUCUACCAACGACUUCACUUCGCCGUCGUUUUAUCCUCAUGAUGUCACUCGUCCUGAUGCCCCUCCUCUCGUCCAUGGCUUCAUCUCCCCCAACCGCAUCUCGGAUUUCAUCUGCGAACUUAAACUAAAGAUCAUACAGAAACUCAUACCGGGCCUCAGAAAGGAAGGUUACGUGGAGCAAUCCGAAGACGCUUCCACAAAUGUGGGUCCGCCUGCUUCACGCUCAGUCCCUGUCCCUGUCCGGCCAAGACCAGCCACUCCUCCCUGCCAGAUUCCAUAUGGACCGCACUCUCACAUACUACCCGAAAAUCCUCUUGAGAUUGGUCGACGAGAUUUGGAACCGUUUGGAGGCAAUCCGUUUGCUCCGCCUACCCUUCAUCCAAUAUUCGAUCCCAGAGGAAGUAGGCCGGACGACGUAAGGGGACCUUGGGCAGGUGACGGAUACCUGCCGCCCAUGGGCGCACCUCCUGGUGCACGAUUUGACCCCAUAGUGCCAGGUCCUGGUCCACUUAACCGGUUCCCUCCAGGCUUUCGCAGGGGAGCGCCCAGAAGAGGCAGCGGUGAGCCUGACAACGAUGAAUUUAUGCCGCCCGGUGUCGGGGAUAUGUUCAUGUGAGUCAUCGUCGGUGAAAGGCAGCAGAAGAGAAUGAAAGGAUUGGUGCUACUGUAUAUGUCUGUACUUGUAGUUGAGUUGACAUCCGAAAGUGGUAUAUGCGGUGUGACGCCUGUACAAUAAAAACGAUGACAGAC